Myxocyprinus asiaticus (Chinese sucker) is the source of this 2589-nucleotide messenger RNA. Its product is annotated as erlin-1-like. Bases 161 to 1204 code for a protein of 347 amino acids. NCBI's taxonomy places the organism in Eukaryota, Metazoa, Chordata, Actinopteri, Cypriniformes, Catostomidae. Gene Ontology annotation, cellular component: endoplasmic reticulum; endoplasmic reticulum membrane. Gene Ontology annotation, biological process: SREBP signaling pathway. The record is from RefSeq and is a predicted model, not a curated record. The transcript has 12 exons. Gene Ontology annotation, molecular function: cholesterol binding; ubiquitin protein ligase binding.
GAUUUUUGAAAGGGAAACCAGUUUCCGAUUCACAAAGCGUUUUAUUGGGAACCUCCAGUCUGCGAUGUUGGGUACGGUGGCGUGAGUAAUAAAGGAAUGUCCUGCGAAAGUGAUUCGUUAACUAAACGAAUGAUUGCAGGUGAGUGCUGGGUGAAAAAUAAUGGCGCAUGCUGGGGCAGUAUUUGCAGCAAUGGCUGGUGUGAUGGCCAUUCUACUUCAUUCUUCCAUACACAAGAUCGAGGAAGGACAUUUAGCAGUUUAUUACAGGGGAGGGGCUUUGCUGACCAAUCCUAAUGGCCCAGGUUACCAUAUUAUGCUGCCUUUCAUCACUUCAUACAGAUCAGUGCAGACAACUCUGCAAACGGAUGAAAUAAAAAAUGUGCCUUGUGGAACCAGUGGGGGUGUCAUGAUCUAUUUUGACAGAAUUGAAGUGGUCAACAUGCUGGUUCCAUCAGCAGUGGUGGACAUAGUAAAGAACUUCACUGCAGAUUAUGACAAGACGCUAAUCUUCAACAAAAUUCACCAUGAGUUAAACCAGUUCUGCAGUGUGCACACACUACAGGAAGUCUACAUAGAGCUGUUCGACAUAAUUGAUGAGAACUUAAAGACUGCUUUGCAGAAAGACUUGAAUGCCAUGGCCCCUGGUCUCACUAUUCAGGCUGUGCGAGUCACCAAACCUAAAAUUCCUGAGGCGAUCAGAAGAAACUACGAGCUGAUGGAAGCAGAGAAAACCAGACUACUCAUCACCGCUCAGACGCAGAAAGUGGUGGAGAAAGAGGCUGAAACUGAGAGAAAGAAAGCUAUCAUAGAGGCUCAGAAAAUGGCUCAGGUGGCAGAGAUCCACUUCCAACAAAAAGUAAUGGAGAAGGAAACAGAGAAAAAGAUUUCAGAAAUAGAAGAUGCUGCUUUCCUGGCAAGGGAGAGGGCAAGAGCAGAUGCCGAAUAUUACACUGCUGCAAAGUUUGCUGAAGCCAACGGGCUAAAGCUCACACCGGAGUAUCUGGAGCUGAUGAAAUAUCAGGCUAUUGCAGCAAACAGCAAGAUAUACUUUGGUCAGGACAUCCCCAACAUGUUUGUAGAAAACGGCGCCUCUCAUCCAUCCGUGGGCCAGGGUGCAGCAGACUCAAUGGAGCAGCUGGAGUCCUUGAGUAUAAAAGAGAGUCUUAAGAAAGCGUCCAAGUCCAAACCUUCAGAAGACCACUGAGGGGCCGAAUGGCUGCCCUCCCACUCUCCCCCUGCCCUCUUUCUCCUCCUCCUCUCUCUUUGUGGGGCAUGGAUACUUUUCACUCUUGUACUACAGUAGGGUUGGGUGCUUGGCUAACUGUGUGUGUGAGUCAGUCAACUGAGAAAUAGAGGCAGUGGUUUACCAGGAGUCAUUUGUGGACUGAAAAAAAUUUCUUAUGGUGAAAGUUUUCUAGAACUGUCUCAACCUGUGCUACUAAAUAUUUCCAGAUUGAAUUAUUGCGAUCCAAAUCUUUAUCCCCUCUAAUGUCCCUGAUUCACAUAAGCAUACUUUCUUUUCUUUUUUUUCUUUGCUCUUGUCUUUUGCUUACCUUUUCCAAAUCCAUGCAAAAUAUUUGUUUGAUGCAGGCUGUUGCAUUCAUGUAAUGUAUACGAACAUUUAGAGGUUUACCUUAGUAGCCUAAGUUUGUCAUCUCUUUUCUUUCAUAUGUUGUUAAAAGAGUUGCAGAUGCAAGUCCUCAUUUGCAAGGUCACUAAAGUCAUAGGUAAAACUUCAAUUAGUUCAGCCGCAGCUGCAGAGAUCAGUGGCUUUUACAUAAGUAAAAAUGAUCUUGUUUUAAAAAUCACCUGCACUCAUUGCAAUUUCCCUUGAUCGUUGCUUGAUUUGUGAUCAAUAAUCUUUCUAAAUGAAUAUUUCUUUCUAACCCUAACCCACUCCUGGAUUUUCCUGAGUGAAUUUAGUUUAAUAUAAUGUCAGAAAUAGUGGGUUUGGUAUAGUAUUUUGUAGUGUUUUAGUUUGUGGGUGACCUGUGGACGUUGAUUUGAAUUGUUGAUUCAUAGGAGGUUUCAUGCACUGAGAAUGGGUAGGGGGGCUGUCAAAGUUUAAUAGUAUAGUUUGGUUUUCUUAAAGUUUUAGAACAAGAACUCAAGCAUUUUAAAAGAUAUGAGAUGGACGUUAGAUCUGAUGGAAAAUACAUGGUUUGCUCCUAAAUGCAUGUAUGACUUUAGUUGAGCUUGAUUGUUUUGUCGUUACUGGAAGGACUUUUAUUUUAAAGGGAAUUUAAAAUAAGGGCUGCUGUUUUAUUAGGCACUAAAAAAGAAAUGCAUCAUUAUGAUGGGUGAAUGGAAAAUGAUCACACAUUUAAAAGUAUUCUGACAACAUAUUGAUGUCAUUUGGUAGCUUUUUUUUUGUUUGUCCUGUAGCCUAAAGAGUUUUAUUGUGUCACCACUAGGGGAGGCAAGUGAUCUUCAGGAAUCAAAAGACUGGACAACAAAGAGUUAAAUGAGCCCUAUGUACAAAGACAUGGUUUGUAUUGUUAAGCUUGCCACAAAAGGUGUCAACAUCUGUGUAAGUUGCUUUUAUAUGCCAGUAAUACAAUGCAUUAAAUUAAACCAUCCUAACAAGUU